This is a messenger RNA of Dichotomopilus funicola, 2514 nucleotides long. RefSeq names its product heme peroxidase. The coding region runs from base 1 to 2514 and encodes 837 amino acids. Gene Ontology annotation, biological process: hydrogen peroxide catabolic process; response to reactive oxygen species; cellular response to oxidative stress. The record is from RefSeq and is a predicted model, not a curated record. Gene Ontology annotation, molecular function: heme binding; peroxidase activity. The transcript is spliced from 4 exons. Lineage: Eukaryota; Fungi; Ascomycota; Sordariomycetes; Sordariales; Chaetomiaceae.
AUGAGAACACGAGCAGCGCCGGCGUACGCCGGUCUGCUGUCCCUCGCGGUGCAGACCGGGCGCGUAGCUGCGGAUCCGACAUGGCCGGCGGCGACAGACCACAUGGAGGAGAUUGUGUACCAACUGCAGGGCGUCGAGGGGAGCCUGUUCAACGAUAUCAUUACGCCGUGCAACAAUGAGGCGGCUGGGCCGGGGCGGGUGACGGCUAGUGAGUGGUUGAGGGUGGGGUUUCAUGAUAUGGCCCCCGCCAACCGCUACUUCGGCACGGGCGGCGUCGACGGCUCGCUGCAGUUCGAGCUCAACAACGGCGAGAACACAGGCCCCGGGCACGCCACAACGCUCCAGUUCAUGGCCAACUACUACACGUCCCGGUCCAGCCUCGCCGACCUCAUCGCCGCGGGGGUGUACGCCUCGGUCCGGUCCUGCGGCGGGCCCAUCGUACCGCUCCGCCUGGGCCGCGUCGACGCCACGCAGGCCGGCAGCGCGGGGGUACCGCAACCCCAAAACUCCAUCGUCUCCUUCCAGCAACAGUUCGACCGCAUGGGGUUCAACGCCACCGAGAUGAUCCAGCUGGUGGCGUGCGGGCACACCCUGGGCAACGUGCACAGCACCGAGUUCCCGCAGAUCGUACCCGCGGCAACGGGGCAGAUCCCCUUCGACACGAGCAACGCGGCGUACGACAACAAGGUGGCGGCCGAGUAUGUCUCCGGAAACACCAGCAACCCGCUGGUGGUUGGGUUGUCGAUCGCGUCCGGGCGCAACUCGGACUUCAAGGUGUACAACUCGGACCGCAACGUCACCAUCGCCGCGCUGGCUGCCGACCCGGCGUUGUACCGCGCGACGUGCCAGCGGGUGCUGCAGAAGAUGAUUGAGGUGGUGCCGCAGGGGGUGGUGCUGACUGCGGAUCCCAUCGCGCCGUAUGAGGUCAAGCCGGUGAAUGUGCAGUUGACGCUGAACGAGGGGGGCUCGACGUUGGCGUUGACGGGGUCGAUCCGUGUGCGCACGACUGAGGUGCCGGGGGAUUCGAUUGAUAGUGUGGUGUUGACGUGGAAGGACCGGAAUGGGGGGGAUAGUUGCGGGUCGUCGGGGUCGUGCUCGGUGUCGGCUACGCUGCAGGGGGUUGGCCAGGGGUUUGAUGAUACCUUUGGGUUCUUCCCCAUCGCGGCCACGAUCCCGACCGCAGCCGGCAUCUCGUCCUUCACCCUCACCGUGAAGCUCAAAGACGGCACCAGCAAGACCUACGACAACAACGGCCACGCCUACCCCGUCCCCGACGCCGUGAUCCUGCAGAAGCCCCAGAGCUGUCUGCUGCAGGGCAGCGGGGCGCUCACCGUGUCGGCCCUCGUGCGCAACGACCUGGCCGAUCUCCCCGUGAACCUCACCGUGACCUAUCUAACACCCCGCGGCACGGCCGACGGCAACCCCGUGCCGGCUUUGAACAAUGCCGAGAUCGUGAUGACCAAGGGAGACUGUGUUGGGAAAUACACCUUCUUCUCGGGCAGCUUUACCAUUCCCGGCGGACUGAGCUAUAACGCCAGGAUUGGUGUGACCGUUGGCGAGGGGGAGACGGCGCACACCAAGGAUUUCUUCAAGGCUAGUGAUUUCCCGGGUACGUGUGGUACUUUUACGGGGGGUGCGACCUGUGGUGGUGUGACUACUUCUUCUGCCGUGCCGUCAUCGACUACUACUACUUCGACAACUUCCGACCCUGGAUCUACCACGACCUCCACCACCAUCACAACCAGCGACCCCCCCAGCGCCACCACAACAACAUCAACAACCUCCGCCCCCACGCCCGCCGUCAAACCCACCGUCGGCGGCUACACCUUCCAAGCCUGCUGGACCGAAGGCACCGGCUCCCGCGCCCUCACCGGCGCCUCCUUCGCCUACGACACCAUGACCCUCGAGUCCUGCAUGACCAACUGCACCGCCGGCGGCUUCGACUACUUCGCCACCGAGUACGCCCGCGAAUGCUACUGCGGCAACUCCCUCCACGCCACCAGCUCCCAGGCCCCUUCCCCAGACGACUGCAACAUGCUCUGCGCGGGGGACCCGUCCGAGUUCUGCGGCGCCGGGAAUAGGCUCGAGUUGUAUUCUACUACGGCUACGCGCACGACGUCGGCUACGCCGGCGCCUACGGCGACGCUGGCGAGGAAGGAGGUGGUGGGCGGGUAUAGGUUGGUGGGGUGUCAGAAGGAGAGUUCGGUGCUGGGGGUGAGAGCGUUGAGUGGGAUGCCGGUGUUGGCGGUGGACGGGUUGACGUUGGAGGGGUGUGCGGUGUAUUGUGGGGGGUGGGAGUAUUUUGGGGCCGAGUAUGGGCGGGAGUGCUACUGCGGAAACACCAUCAACGGGGACAGCGUGCCGGCGGCCCAGGGGGACUGCAGCAUGACUUGUGCGGGGGAUCCGUUUGAGUAUUGUGGUGCUGGGGAUCGGUUGGAGUUGUAUCGGCUGGCGAGUGCCACUGCUACUGCUACUGCUACUGCUACUGCUUCUGCCACUCCUGCUUCAGGGUAA